AGAAAUAGGAGUUUGCAUAGAAAGAACAUAUAGUGUUUAGAAUAAUGGAUAUAUCACCGCCUCCUUUGCCUAAAAUUACGGAAGGGAUGAUUCCUCUGAAAGAUGUGAUUCAACAAGUUGUUUAUCAUACAUUUUCAGAACUUCAAAAUAUUUUGGAAUUACUUCCUUCUAUGUCAAAUGUUUCAAAAAAACGAACAAUUCUUGAAUAUAUAUUUUCAACAAAAAGGCAAAUGAUUAAGUUAUAUGUUCUUGUUAAAUGGGCAUAUAGUUCUGAAGAAGUUCAAAAAUGCAUUGAUAUUAUUGCAUUUUUGCAAGGUCAAAAAAAUUGUUUCUCAAAUGUUAUUCAUUCUUUGAAAGCAAUUGUACAUCAAUUGUCAUAUGCUCGGGUUAGAAGUCCUGAUAUUGUUACUGCUAUGGAAGUUCUUUCUACAGGAACUUUUCCUCGACUUAAAUUUUCAGAAAUAUCUGCUGCAUUUAUAACACCAGACACUUUAAGCCCUAAUAAAGUUCUACAAACUUUUAACAUACUUAAUAUAUUAAUUUCGUUGAGGUUGUCUUUAUAUCAAGUUUUACCAUAUUCUAUGUUAUCUUAUGUUGUGGAAAAUGGGAGAGCUAAAUUUUUAGUUGAGAAUGAAUUUGUGAUUUAUUUAAGUUUUGUUGGAGAAGACAUUUCUAAAACAAAUGAUUUUUUAUGGUUUUUAGUUGAUUUUGAAUGGAAUUUUGAAGGAGCUCCUGCUACAAAUGAUGAUAUAAAAGAUGAAAUUGAGAAAUUUGGUAAUGAAAUUUUAAAGUCAUCUGUUGCUCAAAAAAAAGAACCUAUAGUAGAAUUGUAUAAUUUUCUUCAUAAAUUUACUCUUUUUUAUAAACUUGAAAUUAUAGUUAUAGAAGCAAAGGAAAUGGUAUAUGGAAAAUGGAAAGAUAGGCUUAAUGUUAGUUUUGAUAGUUUUAAAAGAUCAUUAACAUUGAAAUAUUGGCCAAUGACAUCAAUGAAAAAAAAUAUAAUUUGGCCUAAUAGUAUUCGAAUAUAUAUUGAUAUACCUAAGAAGAAAAGCAUUGUUCCUUAUAUGUUUCCGUAUAAUCGAAUAUCUUUUGAUUACGAUUAUUCGGUAAUAACAUAUUCUUGGAAAAUUGGAGAUGAGAUUCAAUCUUGUAAUGAUCUAAAUAUUAAUGAAACAAAUAUAUCAGCUAAAGAGAUAGUAUCUAAAAUUAUUAAUGCUCAUUCAAUGCUGCUUCUAAAAAAAAUCUACACAAUAUUACUAGAAUCUAAUAGUUUUUCAAUUAAUUCUAUUUUUAUUUCUAGUAUGGGUAAAAAUAAUGAAGUUCCUGUUUUAAGAAUUAGAUGUUCAAAAGCAAAAAAUAUAUUAAUAUUUAUUAAUCCUAUUUGUGGAAAAUUUAAGCUCAUGGAAUCAGAUUUUUUUCUAUGUUCACCUUUAAGUAUAAAAAAUUAUGGAAAGCUAAUUAAUAUUCCAAAUCAAAAUAUAUUAGAAAUAUUAAUUCGACUAAAAUGCAAAAUAUUAUAUGAUGAUAUUGAAUCAAAGGCCAAAUUUUUAGGUUGGGAUGUUGUUAAGUUUCCUUUAGGAUCUUUUAAACAAAAAGAUUUUAAGGAUAAUUUUGGAUCAGAAAUUAAAUAUACAAUUUUUUUGACGAAUUCUAUAUUAGGUUGGAAACAAAUGUCUUCUAAAAGUAUUUUUUUUGUUGUGUGUUUUCUUUCUGGACAAAAUACUAGCUGGUGGCUUCUGGAAGUUGCUAUUUCGAGAUAUGAUAUUUUUUUAGGCUGGAAUAUUUUAUGGUCUGAAAAAAUACAAAUACAUUCAGGAAAAAAACGAAAAUUUAAUGAAUCAGAUUUCCAAGUAGAUUCUUAUCUUUCACCGACAUAUUCUUUGCUUGAAAGCAUUUAUAAAUAUUCUAUAAUAAGAGUAGCAAUUCUUCAGUUUUCUCGAGAUCUUGACAGAAGGGGCAUUCAUUACGGAUACUUGCAUGAUCUUUCUAUAUGUCGAUUAUUGGUAAUACCUUUUUUUUAUUUUUAUACUAAUGAUAUUUCCCCGAUGGCUAAAGUUUGGAUUUGUAAAAACAUGUUUGCUCAGUUUUCAUUUUCUGAACAUUCUUUUGAUGAAUUAAAAAUUAUUUUUUAUGGGAAGUUGAUUAACCUUAAGUUUAUAACAGCAUUGUUGCAGCAAUAUAAAAGAGAUAACAUUGAACUUUCUGUUAAAUCUAAAUAUUUUUUAAUGAAAAUUACUUAUAAAAUGGGUAAAAAUAUAUCUUCUGUUAUUGAUGUGUUUCUUGAAUUGUGGUUAAAAAUAGAGACAGUUAUCAGGCUUGUCUUUAAAUCAAAUGAAUUUAAUCAUUUUUUAGUUUUAGACGAUUUUAAUUUAGAUGCUGUUAGAUUUUCUUAUUACAAAAAAAACUAUUUUUGGCUAGAAAUUGGAUACGAUAACCAUUAUCAAAAAACUAAUCCUCCUCUAAUAAAGUAUUGUCUUGAAAUUGGUGCUAUUGAUGGUUAUAUGAAUCCACAUUCUAGAAUUAAGGCUCACCUUUGUCAAAUAUUAGAGGAUUCUCGUGGAAAUAUUCACUUAUUUGCAGAAAUUAUUUACAAAACACUCCCUUUUUUGGAAAUUGUUGGGAAAUUAGAGGCGGAAACUCUUGGGACAUCUAAUUUUCAUGUAUUAUUUCAAUCUUCAUUAGAAUUUAUUAUUACGUAUACAAAAAAUCAAUAUGCUUUGGGCGUUAUAUUAAAAUCAGUACCUUCCAAUUUAUUGAAUAACAAUGCAAUUGCCCUUGAUAAAGGAACACUUGUAUAUUAUAUUUUUGAUAUAGCAUUAAAAUAUCAAUCAGUUGAUUUUUUAGAAACAUAUAAAAAGAUGGAAAGACAAGACAUUGAAAACGGAUCCAUGGAAUUAGAGGGAUACGUAGGGACUAAGCUAGAAUCUUCGAACAAUUUAAAAUCCCCCUAUAAUAUAAUUGAAUCUUGUCGAUUUAUAUGGAGUAGAGGAAUCGAUAUUGGAAAAGAGUAUAAAAAAAGAAUUUUUCCUGUAGAUGAUGGUUUAAUAUGUACAUCAGAUGUAAUUGCAAAUAUCAUUAAUAAAAUACAUACUAUAAUUGUGGGAUAAAUGCAUCUAUUAAACAAUUCC
Messenger RNA from Pneumocystis carinii B80, 3128 nucleotides. RefSeq lists its product as hypothetical. Gene Ontology annotation, biological process: regulation of transcription by RNA polymerase II. Lineage: Eukaryota; Fungi; Ascomycota; Pneumocystomycetes; Pneumocystales; Pneumocystaceae. Gene Ontology annotation, cellular component: core mediator complex; mediator complex. The record is from RefSeq and is a predicted model, not a curated record. The coding region runs from base 45 to 3107 and encodes 1020 amino acids. The transcript is spliced from 9 exons. Gene Ontology annotation, molecular function: transcription coregulator activity.